Messenger RNA from Penicillium pulvis, 2244 nucleotides. Its product is annotated as transcription factor TFIIIC subunit TFC6. Lineage: Eukaryota; Fungi; Ascomycota; Eurotiomycetes; Eurotiales; Aspergillaceae. The record is from RefSeq and is a predicted model, not a curated record. Gene Ontology annotation, molecular function: protein binding. Gene Ontology annotation, biological process: transcription by RNA polymerase III. The coding region runs from base 1 to 2244 and encodes 747 amino acids. Gene Ontology annotation, cellular component: transcription factor TFIIIC complex. The transcript has a single exon.
AUGCCUCACGGCCGCAGAUCUGGCCGCGUCAAGGGCCCUAGAACAGUGUAUAAUCAGGAUCCCUUUGUAUCAGCUGGAUUAAGUGAUGAGUCAAGCUCUGAGGUGGCUGAGAAAGCGCCCCCCAAGAGGGCUAAGAAGGUGAAACGAGAAGAAUUCAUCUCCGACGAAGAAUUUGUUGCAGGCUCAGAUCCGGACGUCGCCGACGCAGAAGAUGACGAGGAUUUUGCAAAUGUGGAUGAGAACCAAGACGAUGCUGAACUUGGGGCUGACCAGGCCGAUGACGAUGUAAUGGAUGUGGAUGAAACCGGGGAAACACCCAAGAAAAAACGGCCCGCGCCUUCCAACCCGCCAAAAGAAAAGAUGCAAACGAGCUAUGGCGCCAUCACCUUAUCAACAGAUGAUACGCAUUUUCGGGGUAUCUUGGAUUCCCGAGAUCACGUUUCAAAAUUUCUGUCUUACACCUUGACUUAUGGUUCCGAUGAUCGAGACCUAGGUCUUGCCGUCCAUAUGAGAGGCCGAUGGCGUUGGGGAAGGGACUCUACGUUUCCAACUCGUGUUUCCUUGGAUACGGUUGAAGGGGAGUCCGAUUCAAUAUACGGUCCAACCUUGGGGGCUUCCCCAGAGGAUAUUGAAAAGGAACGAACAAUAGGCUGGAGCUGGUACUACGAUCAAGAGGUUGGCCAAAUGUUUCGAAAAAGACAACGACUCGACACGAAAAUUAAAAAGGACGAGGUACAUCGCCAUUAUCUACCGCGACCAAAGUCCAAAAAACAUACAGUCCUCAUGGGACCAUCAAAUGAUCAACGAGAAUUUCACCUUGGCUACCAUGACUGUGUUGAUUUCGGCCCGGCCUGGGGUGCUAGAGAGGCCCAAAAAAGCAACGGACCAGCGAAGACACGCGAGGGCUGGCUCAUCAACAUUGGGCAAAAGAUCCAAUGCAUGGCAUGGGCUCCUAACCAAGAUGGUGCAUCUCAGUAUCUAGCUGUGGCUGCACCAGUCACCGAUGAACAAAAGAAAAGCUACGAGACGCCUGAAAGUGAUCGGGUCUCCUCAUUCCUGCCAUCGCCGCCAUACCCCGGGACAAUUCAGCUGUGGGAAUUCAAAUCUAAAAAGGCGGGUACUCAAACGAAUACCAUUGACAUGACGUUUAAACCACAACUUCGACUCACGUUGUGUUCCGAGUGGGGAGAUUUGCGGCGUAUGGCCUGGUGUCCUAUGGGGCGAGAAAAGCGAGGCGACGUCGAUAAUGGCUUAACAGACAUAGGCCUACUAGCUGGAGUCUGGGGGGAUGGAAAGGUUCGGGUGUUGGAUAUAAAGCUACAGCAGGGCUCCAACACACCGAAAUACGGUGAGUAUCUUCGUUCUUCAGUAGUUGCCCUCGUGUGUUAUCCGAGUUCUGACGUGCCAGUAGCCAAACUCGAUUCUCCGGCAUUCGAGGCGAUUCCGUCCUCGACUAUUUGUACAUGCGUGACCUGGCUCUCACCCAGCGACAUUGUGGUAGGCUGUGGAAAUGGCUUUGUGGCCAUUUACAGUAUUCUCCCCUCCACCGCCUCAGAACCUCAGCCCUACUUCUAUUAUCCAAUUCACGCAACCUACAUUCUGAACAUCGCAUCCAUCUACCCAGCACACCCCCAACUUCUUUCAACAAUAUCAGUCGAUGGCGACACUCGGCUUUGGUCUAUUGUUGACCCUCAGAGCGAGAACACUAGUACGGUUCGAGUGCGAUUGGCUUCAUCUCACCUAAGCUUCUCCCCGGUCCUUCAGUCGGUCUGCUCCAGUGACGAAAACGAAUAUGGCCGAAUAAUGCCAAUUCGCCGGUUUUUUGCCACUUCCAACGCUGUGAAGAUCUUCAGCACCGUCUCGGCUUUCGCUCCAUGCAGUUGGUGGCAUGCCAGCCUCCUCUACGGCGGAACAGGAGGAGAGGUAUUGGCGACAAAUCCUCUCCGAAAAGUUCUACAUGCGAAGGAAACACAAUGGCAACAAAUAUGGUUUGUCCACGACUGGGCUGCGGGACCUGAAGUCAACGAUCCAGGCGCCAGCCGUUUCCACGAGGGAUUCAGUGCGGAAACACAGGGCACAAUGCGCAAUGGAGAACCCCGACCAAUGGGCUUGAGUCUCACUACGAUCCAUGAAGAAGGAACACACGUCACAGCGCUAGCAUGGAAUCCCAACCGUCUGUCUGCCGCCUGGGCCAGCGCCGCACUUGGUUGUGGCCUACUGCGGGUUGAAGAUCUUGCCAUGUAA